GGAAAGCUUAGCUUAGUCAACCCCACAAUGUUCUGCUCUUACUCAUCGACUUCUACUUCUCUCCAUAUCAAUCGAUGGUUGUGAAAUCUCAGCUCCAGAAGAGAUUUUUAUCCAAUCCUCUCUUCGCAGUAGUUGGUGCAUCAAAGAUUGAAAGUAAAUCCGGAACGAAGGUGCUAAGAUGGUACAAAAAUCGUGUUUUCAAGGUUCAGCCAAUUCACCCAAGAGAGGUCGAGUUAGAAGGUAUCAGGACGAUCAAAUCUUUGGAAGGCUUGCCUUUACCAUCGAGCACGUCUGUGAGCAUCAUUACCCCGCCACCGGUUACCCUGAACAUACUGAAGCAAGCCAAAGCGCUCGGUGUCCCUUAUCUCUGGUUGCAACCCGGCGCUGAAGACGCCAGCGUAAUCAAUUUCAUCGAAGAGAACGCUCUGAAUGUGAUCUACGGUGGACCGUGUAUCCUGCGCGACGGAGACGAAAUCCGGCAUGAACUUCGUAAUAUAUGAAUACCGUGUAUGUAUGUGGCGUUGCGGGCAGUCAUCGUUUUUUCCAUCCAAGUAUUUUACUUCCGCUAAUUAAGAAAGCCUAGUACCUACCUCCUGUCGACAUCACUACCAGUUAAAGCGUUUCCUUAAUGAGCAUCCGCCCGAGACAGUUGACUGACUGCCUCGCCCUUCGAUGCAUUGACGUCGAAAACACAACUCAACCGUAUUCCUCAUGCGCUUGACAAUGGUACUUCCUAGUCUACCAAAGAUACCAGGCACUGCGUUUGCCGUUGUAAACACGCCCCAAAGGGAUCUUGAUGCAUUUAAGUCUCGACAACUGUUGCGGGACCCUAGUGCAUAUUGUGUUUCCGUUCUUGUUGCUGUA
Messenger RNA from Marasmius oreades (fairy-ring Marasmius), 864 nucleotides. RefSeq lists its product as uncharacterized. The transcript has 5 exons. Lineage: Eukaryota; Fungi; Basidiomycota; Agaricomycetes; Agaricales; Marasmiaceae. Bases 75 to 500 code for a protein of 141 amino acids. The record is from RefSeq and is a predicted model, not a curated record.